AUGGCUGCUUUUCCAAAUCUGUAUUGUACUUUGAUUAUUUUAUUUCUGAACGUACUGUAUGUGCCAGUUGUGAUUUCUGAUUGCCCCAGCUACUGGUUAACGGUGAAUACAAGUUCAACCCCUGCCCAAACAUGCUACAGACUGUUUCCAAACGUAGCCGGUAGUUAUGAUGCUAUAGCGGGCUUUUGCCGGGGCCAAGGAGGAUACUUGGCCAGGGACACAUCAGCUAUGGUUCACAACGGUCUGAGAGCAACUUUCCUGGCUACAUCAACAGCGUACCCAAAUACUUUAUUCUGGUUUGGCUUAACAGACAAUAAUACAAACAGUUGGUAUUGGCUGGGUGGGCCUGCUGUGGGAACUUACAACAACUUUUUCAAUGGAUAUCAAGGGCACUUAAAUUCCAGGGACUGUGGAUAUCUAGCAGUAGCAAACAGUGAUUUUAAGUGGCUAACAACAACAAAUUGUAACUCGAGUCAUGCUCCAUUUUGCCAAAGAGAUUAUGAUACACCACCUGUGGUCACAACCACUGCUCAACCGGUCAACUGUCCAAACGGAUGGUAUGGCCUAGCAAGCCAGAAUUGGUGCAUCCAGUUGUUCAACAGUCCAGUCUCAUGGUCGGCAGCUCAGGGGCGGUGUCAGAUGUCCGGCGCUAAACUCGUCCAGAUAAACAACUCAGCCAUGAACACUUUUGUCAACCAGCUUGUAAGCCAAAGCAAGGGUCUCUACUGGAUUGGCCUGAAUGAUCAAGGCAAGGAGGGGACAUUCACCUGGCUCAAUGAUACAGUCCAGGCCACUUACACACAGUGGGCCAGCGGUAUGCCAAACAAUGAUGGGGGAAACGAGAAUUGUGUCGUUAUCGAUGGAAACAAUAACAACAAAUGGGAUGACCUAGACUGCAGCACACCAAACCGAUUUAUCUGCCAGCGAGUGCCUU
Molecule: messenger RNA, 934 nt
Organism: Candidula unifasciata
Lineage: Eukaryota; Metazoa; Mollusca; Gastropoda; Stylommatophora; Geomitridae
Source: the annotation of a GenBank genome assembly